CCAGUCAAUUGACAACUCUUACACAAAUAAAAUUUAUAUUAAAAAACAGUUUCACAUACAAUUGGCUAUAAUGUUGUCUCAAUGAAUACAUAAACGAAUCUUAACUAAUCUUAAUUUUUCAAAAUCAAGCAGUAUUAAAUAACCAAAAUUUUAACGUAUAUAAUUUCCUGGUUUAAUUAUUUGGCAGCGCUUUUCAUCUAUGUGCAUUUCGCGAUCAGAGUUGAAAUUUCCCCUUCUACUAUAUUUAUAAACUGCAGGACUACAUGAAAUGGAUACUCAAUUUAUGAUCGAAUUUGGUUUUUUAAUUGUCGCUCUUCUAAUAACCCGAGUGUUGUAUCUAGUGCAUAAAGUAACAACCGGAUUUAGUAAAUAUACAAAUCACCCAAGAAAAAAUCCCUGCAAAACUGUGAUCUGUAUUGGAUCUGGAGGACAUACCACUGAAAUGAUUGCCCUGAUCCAAAAUUUGGAUUUCAACAAGUAUUCUCCCAGAUACUAUGUUAUGGCUAGCAAUGAUGAAACAAGUGAAAUUAAAAUUAAAAACUUGGAAAAUGAAAAAUCAGACAAGUUGGAUUAUUCUGUAAUUAAAAUUCCAAGGAGCAGAAUUGUUGGACAGUCAUAUAUCUCUUCAAUUUUUAGUACAGUUUAUUCGAUAAUUUAUUGUAUCCCAAUAGUAUUUAAAAUAAGGCCAGAUUUAAAUUUAUGCAACGGCCCUGGCACCUGUAUUCCCAUAUGUAUAAUAACUUUUUUAUUUAAUUGUGCAUUUUUAGCCUCAACAAAAAUUGUUUUUAUUGAAAGCAUUUGUAGAACAGAGUCCUUUUCUCUUAGUGGGAAAAUUUUAAUUUAUUUUGCAGAUAAUUUUUUAGUACAGUGGCCUAGUCUUAAGAAAAAGUUAAAGAGAGCCGAAUACAUAGGAAAACUUGUGUAGUCAAAAAAUUAUAUAAAAGCAGACAAAAUGGAUCACAGUAAAAUUGAUUAAAAUUUAGGAAUAUGUUACUAAAAGAAAUAUAAAAUAAACUUUAUUAAAGUGUUUGCUCAAUAACAGUGAAAAUUUAAUGAGCUAAGAAAAAUAAUGUACUACAUACAUUACAUACCACAUGGCUACCGAGUAAAAAUUGAUAUGACAUUGUUUACCAAUCAUAAAGUAGGACCAUACCUGAAAAAUACUUAAAACAUUCAAUAGAUGUCACAUCAGAAGUAAAACAACAGUAUCCGGAUAUGGUAUAUGAAUUUAAAUAACUUAAAAAGAACAAUUUGUAAAUAUUAAAAUCCAUAUUUAGCUCUACUCAUUAGCCUGUUGUUUUUGCUUGUUGCCCAAGCAGCUUUAUAUUCAUCUUCUUUUUCUUUAGCUAAUUGUGCUAAAUAAGUUAUGUGGUGCUUUUUCCUUCUUGUUGGAUCAACUGGUUCUUCAAUAGGACCUUUGGGAGCUGCCAUUUCUGGAUCCGUUAAUGAUUUAGUAAGCCACAAUUCACUAUCUGCUACAACAUUUUCUUCAGCAAGGUCCAUAAGUUUGAUUUUUCCAAUCGGUCGUUUCAGUGUUCCCAUUAGCUCUCUAAAGGCAUCAUUACUCAAACCAUCAUAUGGUUUAUCAGCUUCUGGAGCAAUGUUAAUACUUGGCUUGGUAUUGAUUUCAUUUAAUUCAACUGGAUUACUAGCUAUUGUUGAUUGAUUCUGUUUAGAACGCCCACACACUUUUUUCCACAAUUCAUCAUUAAAAGUCUCGGAUACUUUAAAGUGUUCUUGGUCACUAUCACUAUCACUUUCAGAUGUUACUUCCUUGGUUCGUAUUUUUUUAAUUUUGCUCUGCUUUUUACAAAGGUUAUUGGUUACAGAAUUUGAAACUGUAAGAGUUCUUUUUUUCAAUAUAUUGGGCACAAAACUUUUUGCUGUUAAUGGUGAUGAUGCAACUGGAGGCAAUAAUUGCACCAAGUUAUUACCCUGUUCGGAGAUUUUGACAUUUUUUGUUAAAGGUUCUUCACUGCCAUCCUGGUCAAAAUUUGCAAGAGAGGGAAUUGGAAUUUUAACUUUCUCUUUUAUUCUACUCUGUUUUUUAUUUAAAUGUAACUGGCUUUUGAAUAAAUCUUCACCUUCACUUUCACUGCUUAAGUCGUAAGAAACUAAUGCCAUUGCCAUAUCAGCCAAAUUCUAUUACUUGGUAUCGGUUUUAAUAUUUUUAUUUCAUAGAUACGAGACAUAUCUUGUCAAAACAGAA
Molecule: messenger RNA, 2209 nt
Organism: Cylas formicarius (sweet potato weevil)
Lineage: Eukaryota; Metazoa; Arthropoda; Insecta; Coleoptera; Brentidae
Gene: Alg14
Product: UDP-N-acetylglucosamine transferase subunit ALG14 homolog
Exons: 2
Coding region: 269-925 (218 amino acids)
Biological process (GO): dolichol-linked oligosaccharide biosynthetic process
Cellular component (GO): UDP-N-acetylglucosamine transferase complex
Source: RefSeq, a predicted model, not a curated record